AUGGACAUUGAGAUUCACUUUCUCCAAAUUAAGUUCACAGCUAUUGGAGUUUACUUGGACUCUGAAAUUGUGGGACAUUUGCAGCAAUGGAAGGGCAAAACAGGAAAGGACCUAACUGAAGAUGAUGACUUCUUUGAGGCCCUCAUUUCUGCACCAGUUGAGAAUUUCUUGAGAGUUGUGGUGAUUAAGGAGAUCAAAGGUUCUCAGUAUGGAGUGCAGCUAGAGAGUGCAGUGAGGGACCGAUCAAAGGUUCUCAAUUUGGUUCACUAA
Camellia sinensis is the source of this 270-nucleotide messenger RNA. The record is from RefSeq and is a predicted model, not a curated record. NCBI's taxonomy places the organism in Eukaryota, Viridiplantae, Streptophyta, Magnoliopsida, Ericales, Theaceae.